This is a messenger RNA of Diaporthe batatas, 2627 nucleotides long. RefSeq lists its product as uncharacterized. Gene Ontology annotation, molecular function: transmembrane transporter activity. Lineage: Eukaryota; Fungi; Ascomycota; Sordariomycetes; Diaporthales; Diaporthaceae. Gene Ontology annotation, biological process: transmembrane transport. Gene Ontology annotation, cellular component: membrane. The transcript is spliced from 3 exons. The coding region runs from base 162 to 1751 and encodes 529 amino acids. The record is from RefSeq and is a predicted model, not a curated record.
CAAUGUCAGGUCUCGGGCAGCCAGUCAAUUGAGCCAAUUCAUCCUGUUCCUCAUGCUCUACUCUCACCUGAAAGACUCCCCCAGCUUUGCUAUUGAGACUGCUCCAAUCCCCCCAUCAUACAGCAUACUAUAGCAGUCCACUCGGGCCGGCCGUGAUCGCCAUGCCUCCAGAGCCGGUGGCUGAGAUUGAGCUGGCCGACCAGUCACGCAAAGAAGGCUCUCCUCAAGCCUCCCCUCAUGAUGAUGAUGAUGAUAAUACAACAAACGGCUCCGGGCAAGAAGAGCCGUGGACCAGCCUGAGGGUGAGCAAGGUCCGGGGCGUCACCGUCAUCGUGACCCUCGCCGGCGUCAGCUUCCUCAACACGAUGGGGUCCGGCAUCCUCAUCGCCGCCCUGCCGCAGAUCGCCCGCGACCUCGGCCUGGCCGAGGAGUUGAUCCUCUGGCCGGCAGCCGUGUACGCCCUGGCCGCUGGCUGCCUGCUGCUCAUCUUCGGCACCGCCGCCGACGUCGUGGGCGCAAAGCUCAUGUGGGUGACGGGCAGCUUCCUCUUCGCCAUCUUCACCGUGGCCGUUGGCUUCUCGCAGACCGGCCUGCAGAUCAUCCUGUUCCGCACCUUCCUCGGCGUCGCCAUCGCCAUGUGCCUCCCCACCGCCGUCGGCCUCAUAACCGCCACCUUCCCCAAGGGCCCGUGGCGGAACACGGCCUUUGCCAUGAACGGCAUGGGCCAGCCGCUGGGUUAUGCCUUGGGGUUGGUCCUGGGCGGCAUCUUCACCGACGGCAUCGGCUGGAGGUGGGCCUACUACAUCAUGGCCAUCAUCAACGUGAUGCUUUCCACCGCCUCGCUGUGGUCCCUGCCAGCCGCCCGCCAGCGCUCCGACAAGAAAUGGACGCGGAGGCUCAUCGACGAGAUAGACUGGAUCGGCGCCAUCGUCAUGAGCGCCGGCCUGGGGCUCUUGCUCUACGUGUUGGCCAUGGUGUCUUCUUCAUACAUGAGCAUACGGCAGCCCACCAGCGCCUCCCUCCUGGCCGUUUCACUUGUCCUGUUGAUCAUCUUCCCCUUCUGGAUGGACUGGCAGACAAAACGAGGCCGUCCUGCCCUUAUACCAAACAAGCUGUGGCGGAACUCGGCCUUCACGUCCAUCUGCAUAUCCGUCUUCUUCUGCUGGGCUGCCUUGAACGGGAUAGAAUAUUACAUAACCUUAUACUUCCAGAACGUCGAGGGCCUGUCCGCGUUGCAGAGCUCAAUCCGGUUCAUCCCACAUCCCAUAGUAGGGACAAUCACAAACAUUGCUACGGCGUACCUGGUGUCACGAGUUCGGGUCCAAACUCUGGCCGUCGUCUCUGCCCUGAUCACCGUCACGGCCCCAGUCCUCAUGGCAACCGUAAGGGUCGGCGAGAACUACUGGUUCGCACCGUUCUGGGCCUUGAUAUUGUCCCCAAUAAACCCAGAUGUCCUAUUCACCGUUUCCAACAUCGUCAUAUCCGAGGCUUUCCCCGAGGGAGUUCAGUCAUUAGCCGGAGGUGUCUUCAACGAGGUCUCUCAGUUCGGCAACUCGGUCGGCCUCGCCAUAACGGCAGCUGUUGCAGCGUCCGUCACCGCGCACAAACCAUCAACCGAUGAUCGAGCCCACGCCUUGAUGGAGGGCUAUCGAGCGGCUCUCUGGACCGUGUUUGCGGCGACGGCGGUUGUCGUGCUGGUGACCAGUGUUGGGCUGAGGAAAGCUGGUACGAUUGGGAAAAAGGAUCAAUAAUAAUACAUUUGCCGACUCGGUACAUCAAUGGCUUACAUACUGUCGUGGGGCGGAGGACCUCUGCAAGCCCAGUUUGGCCCUAAUUAGAGCUGAGCAGAAAGCAAAUAAGAUGGGCCAUAGGUAUUAAUCUUAGAAGAAGUUUACACAGGAAGUUUACACAGGAUAAAGCUGUCUCUGUGGCACGAGACUGAGGCCACGUGCCCACGCAUUGUAUGCCCUAUGCUGGUGAGGAGGUCAGGACAUCUUCUAAGGAGCAACACAUUUCUUCUACACAUCACUCCAAGUAUACACAUGUGUUAGCAGCAAAGAGGAGCAAGCAUGGCUGGUGGUGACGUGCAACAAAGCCACCGUACUGCAUCCACCAAUGGCUCAAGGUCUGUACCUGCUUGGGGUGUACAUAUGUACUUGAGGAGUUGCAGGCCACAGAGAUACCGGGCAGAUCCCCCACCACAGCAGACAACUCACAAGGUGGUUGCCACCAGCAACCUCCAAGCUUGUUUGGGCUCCAAGCAUUGUGGGUUGCAUGCACAUAGGGGGAAAAGGGCAAAAUUCCAUAGGAAUGGUUGGCAGCUCCGUCAUGGUGGGCUGGAGAUGUUGCCGUUAUGGCUUGUCAAGUAUCCACUACUGGGCGCGUGCGUACAGAGCAGAGGGGUGGUAAACAUAACUUACAGUGUAGGAUGGGUAAGGCAGGUUGUAUACAAGGAAUUGGGUGUGAAAGCAGUGUCACUGUCUUUGGGUGAAGCCAGCUGAGCUGCUGGCUUCUUGCUGACGGCUCCUUGCUGCCCCAAGGCAACAUCACUCAGAAAUGGGGUCCAGCCUGCAAGGAGAUUCACAUGGAAUGAGAUCUAGGUCAGGUUCUCGGUCAAGUUCUCAAAA